Messenger RNA from Podarcis muralis (Common wall lizard), 2691 nucleotides. The record is from RefSeq and is a predicted model, not a curated record. NCBI's taxonomy places the organism in Eukaryota, Metazoa, Chordata, Lepidosauria, Squamata, Lacertidae.
CUCACGUUUUAAGAAAAAACAGGCCGAACCCUUCAGGGUGCCUCCUGCAGGGAUGGCUGCCAAACUGUAGAUGUGGGGCUCUGGCCAAGGAGAAUUGGACAUCAGUAGCAGAAGGUUAACCAGCCAUGGCCUGUUUGUCUUGCUAAGCCUGGUAAUGCAAGUCCAGGGAAAGUCCAGGGAAAAUGCCACACCUUCAAAAACAGCCAAUCUGAGGCUAUGGGCGAUCCAGGCAUAACUUGCAGCUGGAAGAGACACACUAUUCUACACCUGGUGCAUCGGAGAACAAACAGUGACUGGGACCAUUCCUGUAAAUCAUUUGGAAGUAACAGAUAACAAUAUAUCAUUCAUAUAUCUUAGAUAGCUGCUGCAAAUACUUUGUGUGCUAUCUUGUGUUUUCACAGGAUAGCCUUUCCUUUGUGUCUGCUUCGGAGUUGUCCUGGGAAAAUUGGAAACUAUGACAUUUCUUUUAGCUGGAGCCAGCAAGACUGAAAUGAACAGUUACAAUGGGAAUGGACUUGUUUAUGUUAUGAACCCUCACUUGGAUUUAAUGGAUGAAGAUAUCCUUUAUCACUUAGACUUAGGGACCAAAACGCACAAUCUGCCAGCCAUGUUUGGCGACACGAAGUUUGUCUGCGUGGGUGGGAGCCCCAACAGAAUGAAAGCUUUUGCUCAGUUCAUGCAUAAAGAACUUGGACUCGAAGGAGAUGGCAAAGACAUAAAAGAUAUUUGUGCCGGGACGGACCGAUACUGCAUGUACAAAGUCGGGCCGGUGCUCUCCAUCAGUCAUGGGAUGGGUGUUCCAUCCAUUUCUAUCAUGCUUCAUGAGCUAAUCAAAUUGCUACACCAUGCAAAAUGCCGUGAUGUUACCAUUAUACGCAUCGGUACUUCAGGGGGAUUAGGGAUUGAGCCUGGCUCUGUUGUAAUAACAGACACGGCUGUUGAUUCUUUUUUUAAGCCGCAGUUUGAGCAGGUGAUAUUGGACAAUGUGGUAACGCGAAGCACGGAACUUGAUCGAGACCUUGCUGAGGAACUACUUGAAUGUAGCAGACAGAUUAAGGAUUUCCCAUCCCUCAUUGGCCAUACAAUGUGCACUGAUGAUUUUUAUGAGGGUCAGGGACGAUUAGAUGGAGCGUUGUGUUCCUUCUCCCGUGAAAAAAAGCUGGAGUACUUAAAAAGAGCUUACAAUGCUGGAGUUAGAAACAUAGAAAUGGAGUCUACUGUAUUUGCUGCUAUGUGCAGGCUUUGUGGCCUUAAAGGGAGAAAAUUAGGCUAGAAUCGCUUCCCUCAAGCUCUUAGCACUCUCAGGCAGCUGUUGAGACCUCAGUUCAAAUAAGCAGCUGCAUCACAGCAACUGAACUCAUAAAUCCUCUACCCUUUUCUGGAAUCUGAUCCAUAGAUCCAAGGACUAAUACUGAGAAUUUAUUCAAAACCAUCAUUUCCCCAAAGCAAAGUCUGGUCCUGGCUUUUCAGAUUUUAUAAAUCGAUUAUAUGAGAUUGAUUGGGAUGCAUUGUACCCAAGGGGGAGUGGAUUAAUGAUGUUAGAAAAACCAAAACAUUUCAAGCCAGCUUGUGAAAAUUUUCUAAGACUUUCAUGUCAGAGUGUGUGUGUGUGUUGUUUCAUUUUAUAGUGGCUGCAAAGGUCACUGAGUUCCUCCUGACAUUCUGGGGGUUGCAUUCACUGUUUUUAUUCAAGCUAUUUUUAAAAGCUGAAGAUAUAAAGAUCCACUGGUCAGAGCUUACAUUUGAACUAACAAGAGCAUUUCAGGAAGAAUUUCUUUGUGCUAUGCAUUCCCUUCCAUACCUCUCUUGGAAUCACAACCCUCGUUGGAUUUUUAUUAUGGGGUUUUCUUAUGCGGCUGUAUUAGGGCAACCGAGGAAAAUAGGUUUAUAAUCGUUUACAGGUCACACUGAUGACCUCUACCAAUUAUAACUGAACUGCAGCUAUGAAGGCUGCCAGUUUCUUUAAUAAGAGUAGUGGCAUGGUAAGGAAUGCCAAAUAAGGGUGAAGUUUUUACAUUACAGUCAAUAGCUAGGGUGGCAAUGUGUGCAACUUUGCAGAGGACCAUUUGAAGGAUUUAAUUUAAAGAUGAACAGCAAUAAGAAGGGAGAGCAGGGACCUCGGUGCUACCUGUUAUCAGUUAGCAAACUUGGACUGCAGAACAGUAUUAAAUUUUGUUAAUUUGCUCUAAAUUUCCAUUGAUAACAUAAAUUAGCAUAGGCAAAUCUGUCUUUUUUUAAAGGAUGCAUCCCCUCCCCCAGUUCCACUGAUUUUCCACAGUGCUUCCCCUCACCAAGAAAAACAGCACCUCAUGGGAGCAACUUUUGCCUACCCUCACUGAUUUAUUUCAGUGUGCUUAAGAACUGGAAGGUCCAAUCUCAGAGAGAGAGAAGAAUGCUCCAUCAAUAACUAAGUUUGCCUUGAAGAUUUUUUUUUAAAUCAUUUGACAAUGUUUGAAAAGCCCAAAUGGCUAAACCUUUCUUCCUGUUGGGCCUCCACUCAUUUUCCCAGAAGUAAAAAAAUGCCUUAUGCUUGGGAAGGAGUUAAUGGGUACCGGAAAGCCCCUUUCACACAUGAGAGGAUCUCAUUGGUUUCUGCAAGGAAAUAUGGUCAAUGGUUCCCAGCUGAGAAAUGAUGCUCUGCACAGCAUUUGCAGUGCAUGGGCACAGAAAGGAUUGGGGGGGGGCUUUGUU